UGGUGGCUCCGUUCUUCCCCAAAGGGCAGCAGAGUCCAACAAACCCGCGGACCCACCGAAGUACGCGCCGGCACGCAUCCCUCCCCUACUGCGCUGCCGGAUCGCCGCCUCCCCACCGGUGACGUGCGCCGUCAAUCGCAAAUACGGCGCCAGACGUUACACCGCCCGCCCGCACAGCCUCGCCUCGCGCUCGCCAUGGAUCGCGCGCGCCACAAGAGCUCGCCCAGCUCCGAGCGCUUCCUCGGCGCAUUCCUCCCCCGCGCGGCCGCCGGCGACCAGCCCGCCUCGGCGGCCUUCGAGCUCGACGAGGACGACCUCUUCGGCUCGGGGGUCGGAUCUCCCGAGCGGCCGCAGCCGCCGCCGCCGCGCCGGCCCUUGUUCAUCUCCUCCUUCCGCACCGCAAACCCUAGCCCCCGCCUCCGCCGCCCGCCGGGGGGCAUCCUCGAGGCCCUCCCCGAGCGCCUCGGGCCUCUCUCGCCGCCCCCGUCCGCCUCGACGUCACCCGCGUCUCCGGCGACGGCCCUUCCGCGCAUGAUCCCCGCCAUCCCCCGCCCGGCGCCGGCGCCGGCGAUGCAAAUGCCGCAGUCCGCGCCGGUGAAUGUGCCGGUGGCGCGGAUGCGGCGACCGCCGUUCGAGGCUUUCGCGAGUGAACCCGAUGAGGAGGACGAGGACGAGGAGAUGCUGCCGCCGCACGAGAUGGUGGCGCGCUCGCGGGCGCGGGAGUCGCCCAUGACGACCUUCUCGGUGCUGGAAGGCGCUGGGCGCACGCUCAAGGGGAGGGACCUCCGCCAGGUACGCAAUGCCGUGUGGCGGAAGACCGGCCUGCUCGAUUGAUCCAUUGCGUUUGCAUUUGGUAGCUGCCUUCGACCAGUCAUUGAGUUUGUGUGUUUGAAUUAUUUUGUACAUUACGCGUGAUCAGGUGUUAAUUUUAGCUACACCUGUAAAAAUGUGUGUUGUAUCACUCACCAUUACGGCAUUACUCUUAUUUAUGAACUCUUUAUUUGAGCUGUCAUUAGACAUUGAACUAUUUGGUAUGGAUUAAGAUAAUUGUGUUCUUAUGGA
Aegilops tauschii subsp. strangulata is the source of this 1062-nucleotide messenger RNA. RefSeq lists its product as uncharacterized. The record is from RefSeq and is a predicted model, not a curated record. NCBI's taxonomy places the organism in Eukaryota, Viridiplantae, Streptophyta, Magnoliopsida, Poales, Poaceae.